AUGGAUGCUCUACGGGCUCGGGAGCAGCUCCGGCGGCGGUACUUGUUCCCGCCGGACUCGGAGGUCUCACUGGAACGCGAGGGCUAUCCCAGUCCGGAAACCUCUACAGCUGUUGAGAAAAAGGAGAAAUCUCUUCCAAGACUUAAUAUCCAUUCUGGGUUCUGGAUUUUGGCAUCCAUUGUUGUUACCUAUUAUGUUGACUUCUUUCAAACUGUUAAAGAAAACUUUCACACCAGUAGUUGGUUUCUCUUCGGCAGUGCCUUCUUGCUCGUUAGCGUGUCGAUUGCGUUUUACUGCAUCGUCUAUCUGGAGUGGUAUCAUGGAAUUGAAGAUUAUGAUAUCAAGUAUCCAGCGUUGAUACCUAUUACAACCGCUACUUUUAUCAUAGCAGGAAUUUGCUUCAAUGUUGCUUUAUGGCACGUGUGGUCCUUUUUUACUCCACUGCUGCUGUUUACCCAGUUUAUGGGGGUUGUAAUGUUGACCUCACUCCUUGGAUGA
Rangifer tarandus platyrhynchus (Svalbard reindeer) is the source of this 498-nucleotide messenger RNA. Lineage: Eukaryota; Metazoa; Chordata; Mammalia; Artiodactyla; Cervidae. The record is from the annotation of a GenBank genome assembly.